UGCUGCUGGCGGAAUGUGUGAGGCGGGCUUUGUGGGGAGACCCAGGUGCUGGGACAACGUCCACGCACGGCGAGUCCUUAUCUCUAACAGUAUUAUAACACAUCAGCGUUAGCUUGUGCUGAGCCAUUUUGGACAGAAGAGUCGACUGUCCGCGAGCUCCUCUUCUCUCUUUUACACACACACACACACACACACACACAGUAGCGGGAGUUGUCGGUGAGAAACAUCUGUGGUACAAGUUCACAAUGAAGACCAGUAUUUUUCUGCUCCUGCUCGCAGCAGUUUUCACGCGUGGACUCGCUCAGGGAGAGGACAACGAUGCCGAGGAGCUUCAGGUGGAAACCCUGGUGAAACCUGAAACUUGUUCUGUACUUUCUUCACUGGGAGACACGCUGCAGAUCCACUACACGGGCAAACUGAUGGAUGGAAAGGUGAUUGAUUCGUCUCUGUCCAGGGAUCCUCUUGUUGUUGAGCUGGGGAAGAGGACAGUCAUCGCUGGCCUGGAACAAAGUUUGAUUGGCGUGUGUGAAGGGCAAAAAAUCAAAACCACUAUUCCCUCUCACCUUGCAUAUGGAAAAAAGGGUUACCCUCCCACGAUUCCAGGUGAUGCUGUUCUUCAGUUCGAGGUGGAGGUGAUGUCUUUGACGCAGCAGACGCCGUGGCAGAAAAUGGUCAAUGACGUGUUCCCCCUCCUGUGUUUGGCUCUGGUGCCCACUCUGCUCGGCAUGGUUGGACUUUACCUCUACAAAAAGGCCAGUGUAGAGAAGCCAAGCAAGAAGAAGGCAAAGGAUAAGAAGAAGAGGAAAUGAGGACAAGCACAGAACUAUUUAAAUAAAUUUUUAAAAAUUGUA
Molecule: messenger RNA, 851 nt
Organism: Solea solea (common sole)
Lineage: Eukaryota; Metazoa; Chordata; Actinopteri; Pleuronectiformes; Soleidae
Gene: fkbp11
Product: FKBP prolyl isomerase 11
Exons: 6
Coding region: 246-809 (187 amino acids)
Biological process (GO): protein peptidyl-prolyl isomerization
Molecular function (GO): peptidyl-prolyl cis-trans isomerase activity
Source: RefSeq, a predicted model, not a curated record